Lepisosteus oculatus (spotted gar) is the source of this 3227-nucleotide messenger RNA. It is a transcript of the gene atg14, whose product is annotated as autophagy related 14. Gene Ontology annotation, cellular component: autophagosome; phosphatidylinositol 3-kinase complex, class III; extrinsic component of phagophore assembly site membrane. NCBI's taxonomy places the organism in Eukaryota, Metazoa, Chordata, Actinopteri, Semionotiformes, Lepisosteidae. Gene Ontology annotation, biological process: cellular response to starvation; autophagosome assembly; mitophagy. The record is from RefSeq and is a predicted model, not a curated record.
CACGGGGGGGGGACCCUGGACUACAUCCAUUCUUAUUUACCUCCUUUUCGUCCUGCCAAGGUUCGGAAUUAGCUAUUUAAAGACUCCCACCCCACGUAACACGGAUGCGGAGAUUGUGAUCGCGCUCCCCCGGCGAUGAGCAGAGACGGCUCUCGGGCCAGCGGAGGAGAGGCGGUCUGCGGAUGAGCUCCGCCGGUUUCAUGGCGUCCCCCGUGGAUCGCGAAGCCCGUGCGACCGGCCCUGGCGAGGGGGCAGCGGGGGCAUUGCCUGGGGCUCGGCCUCCUCUCCGGCCCCAUCCGCCGGCCGCGACGAUGGAAGCCGCCUCCCCCGGGCCUCUGAUGGUGGAGUCGGUGGACGAUGCGGAGGGGCUGUACGUGGCCGUGGAGCGGUGUCCCCUGUGCAACACUGCCCGCCGCAGGCUCACCUGUGCCCGCUGCAUCCAGGCGGGCGACUUCGUGCACUUUGAUGGGAAAAAACCCGAACGGUAUUCAGAUAAACUAGAGAGACUGAAACAGCUAAAGAAUAAGAAGGAAGAGCUCCAGCAGAGACUUAUUAAAGCCAUGGACAAGAAGGUUCAAGCUGACCAGCUAAAGUGGAAGAUCAUGUCUUGUAAAGUGCGAAUCGAGCAGCUGAAAGAAGCGAUUUGCUGUGGAAACGAAGAGGUGAAAAAUGGCACAGAGCAGCUGCUGCGGGCCCAGGAGGACAGCCAGCGCCUGUGCCGGCGAGCCCACCGGCACCAGGACAAGAAGGAGAAGAUCGAGAGGCACAACCGCCGCCUCGGGGAGCUGCUGGAGAAACGGGGGAAGGAGCUGCUGGCCCGGCUGGGGCAGCUGGCGGGGUUUCGCUGCGGCCACAUCCUGGAGCUGACUGCGCACAUCUUCCCCAUGCAGGAGGAGAAGCAGGGCGCGAGGGACCCUGCUGACGUGGUGGCCGAGUGGGACCUGGCGCUGACCUCCAGCACGGUCAGCGAGCUGGCUGAGGCCCGUCGCACGACCUACUUGUCCGGGCGCUGGGUCUGGGACGACCAGAAUGGGGAGACGAGCAUCAGCAUCACCGGGCCCUGGAUCACCUUGCCCAGCAACGGGGACUACUCUGCGUAUUAUAACUGGGUAGAGGAGAAGAGAGCCACCCAGGGACCUGAGACCGAUCACAUCAACCCUGCCCACACCAUCAGUGCUGCUCUUUGCUAUGCAACUCAGCUGGUCAACAUCCUGUCGCACAUUCUGGAUGUCAACCUUCCCAAGAAACUCUGCAACAGUGAGUUCUGUGGUGAGAAUCUGAGCAGAUACAGAUUCAUUCGGGGUGUGAACAAGCUGAAUACCAACAUCUUGCACCUCUGCUUUUCUCAGCACGUGGAAAGUGAGCUUCUGCACCCUCACCACACGCUGAGGAACAUCAUGUUCCUGGUGAGUCCAGACAACAGGAACCUGGGCAGGACGGGUCCUUUCGAGAUCACUGCUGACCUGGAAGACUCGAUGGAGAUUGUGGAGCCCAGUGCAGCGGGCCCGGCGGAGGACAGCGGGGACGAGGCGGUGACCGACGAGGAGACGGACCUGGGGACCGACUGGGAAACCGUGCCCAGCCCUCGCUUCUGCGACAUCCCCUCGCAGCCCAUGGAGCUGUCCCAGAGCGCCGCCCUGCAGGCCUCCCAGCCGGCCGGCGGCGGCGGCAGCGCCGGGGGCAUGAUCUCCUCGGCCGCCGCCUCCGUCACCUCCUGGUUCAGGUCCUACACGGGCCAGCGCUGAGGCCACGCCGCAGGGCCCUCUUUCAGUCGCCGCGGCGGGGGGGGGGGUCGGCUUUAUAAACGAACCAUUUGAAAACGUUCUUUUUCCUCGCUCCUCGACUUCGAAAGACCAAACCUAAAACCCAGUUUUCUGGCCAGUUUGAGCCGUUACUGAGGCUAAGAAGCUGGACUGCAAACGACCAGAAGACUGCCCCCUUCUGAUGGUGCUGGGAUAUUCAUUUUUAACACAGAUUACCUCUGCAGAACUAAGUGAAGUUUGCAGAGGGACAACGCUAAUCCCCAAGUCAAUGUAAGUUUUAUUGGCAAUACACUCUACCCCCCCAACACUUUCUUCAUAACAACUAAUUCUUCCAUUUCUGGUACUUCUCAGUGUUCUCCAAAGGCACUGUCAGUAACAUACUGCCUGGAAAGAGGAGAGACCAGCUUUGGGAUGCAGGCUCAUUUGGUCCUAGAAUUCAUUCUGCAGCAUGGGUACAAUGGGUAAAGAGGAGAACCUCUGGAAGAAAGACUACUGCAUCGACUACAGAGUUCACAUUAGUACAUGCAUAUGGGAUGUUGUAACAAAAGCCAUGAGGCUAGUGCUUUUAACCUCUACACUUAUGUAGAGCGCAUGGCAAUAACAUUUAUUAACAAAUAUGGCUGGCAUUGUGGAUGAAGCCAGUUUACAACACAAAGGUACAGGUGAACCUACUGCAAACAUCUGCAAUACUCAUCCGAUAUAUUUUUAGUAGAGAACUGGGAGAAGCAUUUUUUUCUUCACUUUUGGCAUAUUUAUCAUGGAUGACUACUAUGGACUGUUUUGGAACAUUUUAAGCAGUGGUUGGUGGCCAUGCUGUUCUUGCUGGGAAGCACUGACAAUGGAUUGACUUGAGUUCAUUUUGGAUUACUCUGCAUAGAUGCCCGUUUAGGUCGUUCCCAUUAUAUAAAAAAAAAAUGGAUUGCUUUCAAUUUGCACCUUAUACAUUUACAUCUCUAGAAGAAACAAAAAUAACCUAGGAUAGGUAAAAAAUGAAUGUCACUUCGAUUGAAGAUUUGCAAGAGGGACAAAUUAAUUCAAAUAAUGCACCCAAGUACCCAUUUUGGAAAAUGUGUCAAAUCAUUGUAAUAGCAGCACAACUUUACAAGGAUCUGCUGUCUGCCGCAUGUCCUAAAAGUGGUUUUAAAAGUUGGUAACAUGGGUAAAAAAGUUAAUACUGAGCAUACCAGAUCAAACUGUGAUUUGCAAGAACAUUUUAGCUGGAGCUGCAGGACUACUGCAAUUUUAGAUGCAGGAAAAUGUCAUUUCAAAGGGGAAUAUGUGAAAUUGGAAGUAGAUUGCUGAAGGAAAUCCUAUUUUGUUCACUUGGUUUGAAUAAUGCAUUAUGACACUGAUGAGAUUUUAAGUAGCCAUGUUUCCAGAUAAAAAUGACAUUUUAUUACAAUAUUGUAUAGUUCUUAUGCAAUUGAUUCUUGGUUGCCAUAAAAAUUAUUUGAAACUGCUAAA